AUGGUCUUCGUAGACGGCUCCUUUGCCAACAACAAGGACCUCAGCUCACAGCUCGGCUUUGUCCUCAUGCUCGUCAACGAGUCUAUUGACGCUAACACCUUCACAAUCCAAGGCAACAUAAUCCACUACAGCUCUACAAAAUGUAAGCGCGUCACAAGGAGCGUACUAGCCUCUGAGAUUUAUGGCAUGGUCAACGGCUUUGAUAUAGGCAUCGCUAUUGCCACUACCUUAAGAAUAGUCACAGAACGACUUAGAAUACCUGAGGUUCCCUUGGUUGUCUGUACAGACUCGUACUCCUUGUACGAGUGCCUCGUUAAGCUUGGAACAACGAAGGAGAAGCGUCUUAUGAUCGACAUCAUGGCGCUGCGUCAAUCAUAUGAGCGUCGCGAGAUCACUGAGAUCCGCUGGAUCAAUGGUGACGAUAAUCCUGCUGACGCCUUCACGAAGGCAUCGCCAAACCGCGCUCUUGAACGCUUUAUUGACGGCAACAAGCUGACAGUCCGAGUAGAUGGAUGGGUGCAGAGGCCGACAAGCUUUGAUGUUUGAUGCUACACACACUGUCACUACCGAUACAAGCAGAGUUACUAGCUAUCCAGAAAGAAAAGACUUCCAAUGUCGAAUCGUGAGUAUCGGUAGAGACGUCGGCUGCUUGACACUUCGGCCCGACUUCGGCCCACCUUGCGCAGAGCUUAGGUGUACCUUCGUAGCAGCUAUGUUCGUAGAAGAUCAAUACCAAUACCAGUCACCA
This is a messenger RNA of Pyrenophora tritici-repentis Pt-1C-BFP, 748 nucleotides long. The record is from RefSeq and is a predicted model, not a curated record. Lineage: Eukaryota; Fungi; Ascomycota; Dothideomycetes; Pleosporales; Pleosporaceae.